AUGACUAACUUGGCUAUCACCCUGAAUGAAAUGGACAAUCACCAGGAAGCAAUCGAAUUGCACCGCAGGGCUUUGGAGGCCAGAGAAAAGACAUUGGGCCCCGAGCAUCCUGAGACUUUGCAGUCUGUUAGCCACUUGGCAGUCGCUCUGCAUGGCAGAGGUGAUCUGAGUGAAGCCUUGGCACUGCAAAGACGUGCAUUAGAAGCCAGGGAAAGGCAUUUGGGUCCUCAACAUCCAAGUAGCCAAAAGUCCCUCGAGCGAAUUGUGUCAAUACUGGGCGAUAUGAUUAACAAGGAGGAGGCCCCAGGUGAAAUUGUAGAGCUGUGCUGCGAACUGGUGACAUCCAGGGUGACCACUUUUGGUCCUGAGCACCAGCACGCGAUGUCGUGUAUUGGCGACUUGGCUCUCAGAAUUUUCAACAUGGAAAAUCAUGAAGCUAAAGCUGUGAAGCUGUACCGUCAGAUUGUUGCCUCCCAAGAAAGGUGUUUGGGCCCUAGCCAUGUUGAUACUUUGCGCACGAUGACUGACUUGGCUAUCACCCUGAAUGACAUGGACAAUCAUCAGGAAGCAAUCGAAUUGCACCGCAGGGCUUUGGAGGCCAGAGAAAAGACAUUGGGCCCCGAGCAUCCUGAGACUUUGCAGUCUGUUAGCCACUUGGCAGUCGCUCUGCAUGGCAGAGGUGAUCUGAGUGAAGCCUUGGCACUGCAAAGGCGUGCAUUAGAAGCCAGGGAAAGGCAUUUGGGUCCUCAACACCCAAGUACCCAGAGGUCCCUUCAGAGAAUCGAGAACCUAUUGGGCGACAUGAUCAACAAAGAGCUGGAGGUGCCAGGUGAAAUUGUAGAGCUGUGCCGCAGGCUGCUCUGUGCAUCGCUUUGA
Cladocopium goreaui is the source of this 876-nucleotide messenger RNA. The record is from the annotation of a GenBank genome assembly. Lineage: Eukaryota; Dinophyceae; Suessiales; Symbiodiniaceae.